Molecule: messenger RNA, 6079 nt
Organism: Varanus komodoensis (Komodo dragon)
Lineage: Eukaryota; Metazoa; Chordata; Lepidosauria; Squamata; Varanidae
Gene: EFCAB14
Product: EF-hand calcium binding domain 14
Exons: 11
Coding region: 231-1751 (506 amino acids)
Molecular function (GO): calcium ion binding
Source: RefSeq, a predicted model, not a curated record
GCGGCUGGAGGAAGCGACGUGCCCUCGGCUGCCAUGGCGGGAGCGGCGGCUGGUAGGAAGCAGCCCCAACGGCGUCUGAGAGUUCCGUGCCGAGAGUUCCGCUGAGAUUCCAGCGUGGACGGCGAAGCCUCGAGACACUGAAGCUGGCGAGCCGGGGGCCGGAGAUUGGAGCCCCUCCCGGGUUGCGCAGCUCGGCUGCCCCGAGCCUUGCCCCGGCCCAGCAGAAAAGGAUGAAGAAGCGCAAGGAGCUCAACGCACUCAUCGGACUGGGCAGCGGGAACGGCGACCGGGGAAGUGGGAGCGGCGGCAGCGGGCGCAAAAAGAGGUACCCGAGAAAAGGCUCCGCCUCGGGACACCGGCUCCUCCGCACCGAGUCUGCCGAGAGCAGCAGCAGCAGUUCUUCGGAUCCGGAUUACGGAGACGGUUUCGGGCUACCGAGCGCCCGCUCCCGCUUUUCUAAGGGUGAUUACCUGCGAUGCUGCAAGCUCUGCUACCCAUUAUGUGCGUUUGUCAUUCUGGCUGCUUGUGUGGUAGCAUGUGUUGGCUUGGUGUGGAUGCAGGUUGCCCUCAAGGAAGAUCUGGAUGGGCUAAAGGAAAGGUUUCAAACCAUGGAGUCUAAUCAAAAAAUCUCAUUCCAAGAAAUUCCCAGACUGACUGAAGAUCUGCUUAAUAAACAAAAGGAACUGGAAAAGAUUGAGAAUGGAGAUAUGGGGUUAAACAAAAUAUGGGUAAACAUCACUGAAAUAAGUAAACAGAUAUCUUUGUUGAUGCUGGCAGUAAACCAUCUCAAAGCAAACAUUAAGUCUGCUUCUGAUUUGAUUAAUCUUCCUGUUACAGUAGAAGAGCUUCAAAAAAGUGUUGCUACUAUAGGUAGCACUGUAACCAGUGUUCAUCAUGAUGUUGAGACUAUGCAGACCACAAUUGAAGAACAUAAGAAAACUAUUGAAACGCUCCAAAGUGAGAUGAAUGAACACAUAGAUGUUAAAGGAAAACAGCUGCCUUCCAUUUCCUCUACUCCUGUUCUCCAAAUCAGUGAGAAGAAUCUGACAGACAGCUGUAAACAGGAUAACCAGUUUAUACACACCUCUGUAGAGGAGGUAAACUCUACCCUAAUGUUAUACCAGAAACUGAAUGAUUUAAAGAUUUUCAGUAUCGAUUCCACAGUCAGCAAUCUAAGCUGGAGAGUUUCUUUAUUAGAAAAUCAUAUGAUGGUGAUGAAUAAACUGGAAAAGAGGGAGAAUCUGACACUCAGUGCGGUGAAUAAUCUAACUACCUCGGCCAAUGUAGAAAAUGAACCAAGGAAUGAAAAUACUACUGAAAAGGUACAACAUUUGAAGAAAAUAGAAAAUGGAGAGUCUCAGGUAUCUAAACUAAGAGAGAAGCUGCAGCUGAUUAAUGCUCUGUCAAGCAAGCCAGAAAGUGACCACUCUGAUGCACUGAAGAAAGAAAACCUUUGGAGUACCACAUCAAAACCUACAAAACUUCCAAGACUUUCUUCAAGAUCUGUUGGCAGCAGUUUUGAGGGGAAUAGAAAGCCAAGAAGCUUGUCCUUACCAGGAAUAUCAGACAUAGAAGACCUUCAGGAUUUAUUCAGGACUACCAGCCAUGGUACUGAUGGCAAGCUAUCAUAUGAAGACCUGAAAAAGCUGGUUGGGUCUACAGUGCAGGAUUCACAGAGCAUUAAGGAGUUUGAUGCGGAUGGGGAUGAAAUGUAUUCCCUGCCAGAACUGAGGGAAGCUUUGGGUGUAUAGGAUGUUUGCUUAUAAAAACAGUAUUAAAGGACUACAGUAGCUAUUACAAAAGAAAAAAAACUGAGAAGUAAGCUACAUCUUGCACUUUUCCCAAUGAUGUACUAAUCUUUGCAGCUAACUUAGUGUACCUGUUGACACCUUUUCCAUUUUGUGUUCUUUGGGAAAUAUUGAAAAGCUUUUGUAUUGUUAUCUGUAAUUUAAGACAGGUAUGAGCAGAAAGUGAAUCUCCAAAUGUUUAGGACUUCAACUCCCAACAUUCCUGGCCUUAGCCAUCUUGGCAUGGAGUUCUGAGAAAUGAACUCCCAAACACCUGGAGAUCAAUUUUCACUCCAGCCUGACUUCUAAAAAAUGUUCAUCUCUGCUGUUCUAAUCCAGAGAUCAUUAGUUAUGUCAAAACCCUUUGACACCAGUGUGAAACAUUAGAUAUAAGUAACCUGUUGGCAUUGACAUAGGUGCAUUGAAUUUUCUCUGGAUCAGGGCCAGAGGAUAAUAUCCAGCCACUGAAUUGAAUAACUGUGGGAUCCAUAGGGUAAUUGCACCUUAAACUACGCUAAGAAUUUUAGCUCAAAGUUUUUAUUUCCCUUAUAAGGGAAGCUCUUGUCUUCAGAUUAGAAUAUGUGUGUAUAUAUAUAUAUAUUGACAAACGUGUAUUUUAUAUUUCAAAUUUGCCUUAAAUUAGCUGCACUUUAGAAUAAAAAAAAACAUUAAAAUCUUUCCUUAUGGGAUGGGACUCUCCUGAUUUCAAAUUUCUAAAACAGGAUAAAUUGCACAUGUUUUGGACUUGGCAGUGAAGGCAAUAAAUAUCCCAAGCUGCAUCAUGUGAAGGUUGGAAAUCUAAGAAAAUGUACAUUUCUGCAUUUCUUUCAGGAUAUACUUUUCCUAGAAUUGCCUGGGAAUCCAUGGAUAGAUUUUUGAUACUCAAGACCUGAAUACUCAUGCCAGACUCCAAAGAGGACUUCCAUGCUUAAAAGUUGAGAUAAAAUAAAUUUGAAUUUGUUUUAAUACUCUGAAUACCAGAAUGUAGGAAUGACUAUUUUAUUCUCCUUUUAAAUUUAAUACUGAUCCUGUUUAGUAUUUGGUGUUACAGUUUUAGGGAGAAGAGCAGUUACAGGGAGCUAAAUAUUCACUGCAGCGUUUUUCUCUUAUUUUGGCUGACAAUUUAGUUACUCUUUCCCACCUUAUUAGUAUUAAAAAUGGCCAAUAAAAUUGAUAUCUCCCUAGUCUUUCUUUGUGUCAGUAUCAAGAUGGAGUAAUGGGCCCAUUUAUUAUUUAUUUUUAAAAGAACAGUCCUGAUCCAGAUUGGGACUGUGGGUAUGGGAGGAGGGAGUAUUAACAUACUCCUCUGUGAUAAAAUUCUGAGUUAAAACUAUUUGAAAAACCAUUACCCAUGCAUAUGAUUGUUUAAUAGUGACUGUGUGGGCCCCAGUCCUAGGUAUAGGUGACCACAUUGUAGUUGGGAAGAAAGAGGGGCAAGAUUUUUAUUAGAAACAGCAUGGGGAAAAUGGUUAAUCUCCAUUCAGCUGGACUGUGCUUUCCUACACUAAGGAUAUGGCACCCCACAGUUAACUGUCUUUAUUUUAUACAGCCCUUUUCCUGUGGUUCAUUUGGAAUUCUUGAUAUUUUAAGCUACUCUUUUGUUCUGUCCCUGGGGGGAAAAACGGGCAGGAAGAGAUGAAGAGCAUGACUUGAAAUAAUGGGAAAUAAAACUGCUUGUUCUCUAGGAACUGAUUAUAGAACAGAUCCUGGCAAGAUUUUCUAAUACAAAAAAACUAUUGUGAAUCUGAAUUUGAAAAGAUAUCCAAAGCUUUCUGGAGCAGUUUGUUAGCUUGUUUUUGUUUUUUUGCAAAGGUGUUAAUCUUCUCAGAGGUCUAUUUUGAUAAGUUCUCAGCAAAAAUAACAUUGACCAUAAUAAAACGUAGACUUUUAGUCAUUUGAGUAUGGGUGUAAUGGGACAACUGUCACUGACAGAAACUAGGGUACUAAGGGGUCUGAAAUUACUGUAGAGUAUCACUCUGGAGUAUAUGGCCUCCUUUAAGAUGAUAGUGAAGCAGUGUCUUGAAAAAACAAAUUUCCUGGGCUGUCUUUUUUUAAAACUAGUUUCUUUAUCUGUGUAUUUUUACCAAAUGGAGUUGAAAAACAAUAUUUUCAAGAGGACUGAAAACAGUGCUCUUUCAAAUGACCUUCAAUCACUUUAUCAAACUGUUAACCAAAUAAAGCAAUAAAGACAAUACAAUAUUUGUACCUGUGUAAUAUGAAUGUAUGCCAAAAAUUAAAUAUAUUUUUGGAAGGUUGGCUUGUAAUAUUAGUUAAUAUGGAAGGAAGCUCAUUUCAUACCCCACUAUUAAAUGGCUCAGAGCACAUUUGAGAUCCAUUUCUUCCAUAAUGGAAUCUCAUUAAAAACUGAUGACUCACAACUAGUUUAGAAAUCUAGCUUCUGUAGUCAGACCUAACACUUUACCAUCCCAGUUCUUAUUUUAUAACUAUUUCACAUCAAAGCAUGCUGCCUAUGGAGAGGGUUUGCCUUAGUCCAGUCCAUAAGAUGCCGCAAAAGCAAGAGAACUGUAAAGAAACUUCCAGGCUGGCUGAAUGGUAUAGUUCUUCGAGGCUAUAUGACAAAACACAUGUGAAAGAACUAAUUAUUCAGCAGUGCCUCAAACCUGCUAAUGUCAGUGGUAUACUGAGAAACUGGCCCAUAGAAAAGAAGGCCCCACACCACUCUAGUAACAUAACUUGGACCAAAGAGAGGUAGCAAGUGGGGCUUGUGUUUCACACGGGAGGCCUCUCAAACAAGUGUUUCCCAUGUAAAAACCUGAAAUGGUACAAUCAUUUAGGACAAAUACCAUUAGGAGCCUCAGAGAAUAUAGCACUUCAUGUGGUCUUCCAGCCUCCAGCUCUAGCCUUGACGUAAUCCACCUUGUAACAAAUUGUGCUAAGGCCCAGUUCCAGCAAUGAUGUGAUUUCCAUCAUCAUAUUGUUCCUAUUGGAUAUACGUGCUAGCUUUUACAUACCAGUGAGUACUUAGGACAGAAUGUAUUGAUUUUACCAGGAAUAGACGAGUGGCUGUAGCAAAUGGGGACUGUCUGUAACAUAUUAAGCUCUCCUGAGCUGUGCACUCCAAGGACUGUAUUUUCAGGGCAAAUUGCUCACAGUGUUGUCUUUUGAAAAAGUGACAAAGAGUACUUGUAAUAUAUUUUGCACUGCAAUCCUGACAGCACUCAGGUUUGAGAUCAGUGAUGCGGCAAUUUGUGAUGAAGAGAAGCCAGCCUUCCUCAACUUGGUGUUCUGCAGAUGUUUUAGUCUUUACAUUCCUUCAUUCUUGACCACUGUCCAUGAUACCCAGGGCUAAUAGAAGUUCAAAAUAUCUAGAAGGUGCCUGGUUAAGUAACACCAUACAGCUAUAGCUAUUCUUUUCUUUGGGGAGGGGGGGGUCCUGCAUAGAUGCCAACUAAACAGGAAUAGUCCUUUUAGUGCUGAGAUCAAAUGCAGGUGAAUUUCACCUGUAAAAUAAUUGUAUUGGACUGCAGUUCCUAUCUUCCACAGCUAUGAAGGCCCCUGGUUAGAAUGGAAAUGUAUUCAGAAUGUAUGAAGAGAGAGCACAUUAUACUGAAUUUUACAUAUAGCAUUGCUGGUCUCUGGAACAAGUGAAAAUGCUGUCUAUUUAGGAAGCACGAGUCUUGAAUUCAGCCAUUUUUGUUUAGAUAAUUAUUAAAAAAUAAGGCUGUACUGAAUUAAUAGGUAGAGCUUAUUUUUCUGUCUGAAGAACCGUAAAAUGUCAAAGGGCACAUUAGUAGGGUUUUGAGGUAUUUAAACCUAUUUCCUUUAGGCUGGGAUGUUGACUGUAUUUGGUGAUAUUGACCUUUGUGUUGCAGUGACUGAAAGAACUUUGUUCUGUAACAAUAUUUAGAAAAAGUUAAGCUAUUCUGCAUUUACAUUCUCAAAGCAAAAGUUUCGACUACUUUGAGGAGAAACUAUUCCACAGUGACACUGAACUAGGAAUAGCUAGUCAGGUUUUAUGACAAAAUUCCAGGCUGUGAAUCUUGGUUUUGAACAGUUUAUACUUAUCCCACAUAAUUUGUAUUUAAAACUACUGCACUAAAAGUUCUUUAGUUGUAUGUUGUAUAAAUUUUUCUUUGUGUUAAACUGACCUUCCAUAUAUCACCUCUGAAAUAAAAACCUUUUUUAAAAUAAAAACAAAUUGGACCUCUUUUAGAAAUGUACAAAAGCUUGUAUGAAGUGAACUAAAGCUGGCUUUAGCUUCUGAGUUUUGCACUUAUCAUGCAUUGUGAAUGUUAAAUUUAAAUAAAAUACUUUGUUCUGGGUGUAACUGA